AAAAUGUCUGAAGAAAAAGAGAUCUUGGAUAUGGAAGAGUCAUCAGAAGACGAACUACCCAGACUUGAAGUCAGUAAAAAGAUGUCUUCAUACCCAGAAGAGUUUGAUGACGAUGAUAGCGAUGAGAUGCCCCAAUUAGUCGUUUGGAAUAAGAGAUCUAGCUCUGAAAACUCUAAUUUCAGAGUUAAAAUUAGUGACAAAUAAAAUCCUCGGGGUCAAAUUUGGAGCUAAUAGAAGAAAAACUCAAGAUAUACGCAAAAAUAGCGGAAUGAGUCUUCAACUAGGAAAUGAGGAAGCAGGCGAUCUCCCGCUUACUAUAGAGGAAGAACCUCAUAAUGAGACAGAAGAUACCCAAAUUUAUGAAGAAAUAAAUGAAGAUGGAGAACAAGAUGCUGAUAUAGACUUAAAAUAUCUCAUUAACAAACUAAAAAUAGAGGAACAACUAGAGCUAGUUCACCCAGAAAUCAAGAAGACCUAUAAUGAUGGAUUAAAAAUGCAACAAUACACACCCAACAACUUGAACAGGCUAAAAGAAAGGAAAAGAAUGAAAUAAGCAUUACCAACAAUAUGCUGUUGAGAAGAAAGUCAGUCAACCUGUGUACCAAAAGGAAAGAAUUGAUUCAAAAUAACCUUGAAGAAGACAACAGGAUCAAGACUGAACGCAUCAAGGAGCUGCAGCAGACCUAUAAACAUGAGGUAAACUCCCUACGCCAGAUUAUAAAAGAGAACCACAAAGAUGAAUUUCAUGCAUAUGGCGAGUUAAGAGUUAUCAACCAGAAGUUGUCCCAGGAGAUAUUCCACUUAAAGAACCAAUUGACCUCCGAAAAGUACAAAAAUGAACGUAUUCACAGAGAAAUCAAAGAUUACGGUGUUGAGAUCAAGAAAAUCCUCAACAAGGAAAUCAAGGAUCUGAAUAUCCUCAAGAAGGACCUUGUUGAACAAAAAGCUAAAUAUAAGUACCUCCAGAAGAAAUACAAAGAGGCCCUUGAAAGAGACACCAAAGAGGAAGGAGUUGAUCAACAAAUUUCCAGGCAAGAUUCCCUCAAUAAGAUGGAUGAAGAUCGAAUGGAAAUGAUCCUCGAUAGCAAGACUAAGGAGAUCAUCGAGCUACUCAACAAGGAAGGAGAGAGUGAGAUUUCACCUAUUGAUGAAAACACUAAAACUGCUCAAAAUGAAGCCUCUUUCUUUGCAAAGCAAUCGAUGCUGGAUGAAAUUCAGGAUUAUAGAAAACCAAUCUCUAACAUUUCUAGCCUAACAGGUAAUAAAAUGCCAACGAUGGCUAAAUUACCCAAGAAGCCAAAGCCCAGCUCUGCAUUUGAAUAUGAGAUUGAAGAGAAUGAGCUCAGCUAUAGGUCGUCACUUCACCCAGAUAUUGAAGAUUAAAUCAUUCAAUGAGGCCUAAA
Moneuplotes crassus is the source of this 1403-nucleotide messenger RNA. The record is from the annotation of a GenBank genome assembly. Lineage: Eukaryota; Ciliophora; Spirotrichea; Euplotida; Euplotidae.